AAUGUGUUAAUCCCUAAGUAAGAUCGUUGUCAAGCUUCAACUCCAACAUUCUCUCUGUAACGGCUUCAUGUGGAAUUUUGCUCACAUGGUGAGAUCACAACAAUGAGAUUUCAUUGGCAUGACGAAGCUUUUGAUAAGUACUUAUCUGUGCACGGUCCUUAUCUGGAUGAUCCUUUGCGAAUCCUUGCUAUUCGCUUUGAACUGAAACAAGCUGCUUCAAGUGAGGAAGUGAGGGUAGCUCUUGGCAAAGAGGGGAUUGGCAAUGAAAUUGACUUGAUGAUAUCUGGCGAUGGAGCAGUUUCAGUAGUAACAAAUCUUUCUGACCUGAAGCUGUUUGGGGUUGUCUUUGCCUUACCAUCUUCAUCCGAGCCUGCACCAUCAGAGAAGUUUAGCAGGUACAUCUCAUUUCUACUCUUAACAUUCGGGAACUUAGCAAAUUGGGUUCCAUGACGCUGCUAUUGCACCUUACAUGGAUGUAAAUGUGUGUGUUUGUCUGUUUGACGGCUUAGCUUGCGCCUUUCGUAACUAAUUUGAAAGCUACGGCUCUGAGCCAGCUGUUUUGUUCACUAGAAAGCUACGGCUCUGAAACAAUGCUUUACGAAUAAUCGAAUUAGUACUUUAUAUUUAAAUCAUAAUGAAGAAAAGCUCAAAAAAGCAAAAGAGACUAUGUUUAGGUAUAAUUAAAAAGAGACUAUGUUUAGGUAUCACUUACUUAUUUAGGAUGGUAAUUUAUCUUA
Brassica oleracea var. oleracea is the source of this 737-nucleotide messenger RNA. RefSeq lists its product as uncharacterized. The record is from RefSeq and is a predicted model, not a curated record. Lineage: Eukaryota; Viridiplantae; Streptophyta; Magnoliopsida; Brassicales; Brassicaceae. The transcript is spliced from 3 exons. Gene Ontology annotation, biological process: tRNA 3'-terminal CCA addition. Gene Ontology annotation, molecular function: ATP:3'-cytidine-cytidine-tRNA adenylyltransferase activity. Bases 103 to 450 code for a protein of 115 amino acids.